This is a messenger RNA of Kwoniella shivajii, 1608 nucleotides long. RefSeq lists its product as uncharacterized. Gene Ontology annotation, cellular component: nucleus; nucleoplasm; cytoplasm. Bases 1 to 1608 code for a protein of 535 amino acids. NCBI's taxonomy places the organism in Eukaryota, Fungi, Basidiomycota, Tremellomycetes, Tremellales, Cryptococcaceae. Gene Ontology annotation, molecular function: nuclear import signal receptor activity; protein binding. The transcript has 12 exons. Gene Ontology annotation, biological process: NLS-bearing protein import into nucleus. The record is from RefSeq and is a predicted model, not a curated record.
AUGGAAGCUCGUAACCUCGAUCACAGAAGAAACAAUUUCAAAGGAAAAGCUUCUUUCUCAGCGCAAGAGCUCCGACGACGAAGAGAGGAACAACAAGUUGAAAUUAGAAAGCAAAAGCGAGAAGAAUCAAUUGCCAAGAGACGUAAUCUGCAACCGGUUUCAGGCGAUGAUGGGAUUGAAUCGGAUGAUGAUACCGGAGUUGAUGUUGGUUCACUCGCCGAUACUCUUCCAGGAAUGCUCCAAGCAGUCUACAGUGAUGACCAAGAAGCUCAACUGGAUGCUACAACAAAGUUCAGGAAGCUUUUGUCCAAAGAGAAGAACCCACCUAUAGACAGAGUCAUUCAAUGCGGCGUGAUCCCUCGAUUUGUAGAGUUUUUGACAAGUAACAACACCAUGAUCCAGUUCGAAGCUGCUUGGGCUUUGACCAACAUCGCAUCUGGAACCUCUGAACACACCCAAGUCGUCAUUCAAGCCGGUGCUGUCCCGUACUUCAUUCGCCUUCUUUCCUCCAGCGUUCUCGAUGUCAGAGAACAAGCUGUCUGGGCUCUCGGUAAUAUCGCUGGUGAUUCUCCCAAAUGUCGAGAUCAUGUUCUUCAUCAAGGUGCUCUUCAACCUCUUCUCAUGCUCCUUAAUGAGAACCACAAGCUUUCAAUGCUUAGAAACGCUACUUGGACAUUGAGUAAUUUCUGCCGAGGAAAGAGCCCUCAACCGGAGUGGGAACUCAUCUCUCCCGCCCUUACCGUCCUCACCAAGCUCAUCUACUCCCUUGAUGAUGAGGUCCUCAUUGAUGCAUGCUGGGCUAUCUCGUACCUUUCCGACGGUUCCAAUGAGAAGAUCCAAGCUGUGAUCGAGAGUGGUGUCUGCAGACGAUUGGUAGAUUUGCUCAUGCACCCCUCUACUGCCGUCCAGACCCCUGCUCUUCGUUCAGUCGGUAACAUUGUUACUGGUGAUGACCUCCAAACUCAAGUUGUUAUCUCUUCGGGAGCUCUCCCUGCCCUCCUUAGCUUGCUUUCGUCACCAAAAGAAGGCAUUAGGAAAGAAGCAUGUUGGACCAUCUCAAAUAUCACUGCUGGCUCUCCCAUGCAGAUUCAGGCAAUCAUCGAUGCCAACAUUGUUCCUCCCCUUGUCAAUAUCCUGGCUAAUGCAGACUUCAAGACAAAGAAAGAAGCUUGUUGGGCAAUCUCUAAUGCGACAUCAGGUGGUCUUCAAGAGCCUAAUCAAAUUCGAUACCUCGUUACUCAAGGCUGUAUCAAACCAAUGUGUGACCUCCUCACCUCUAUGGACAACAAAAUCAUACAAGUGGCUCUCGACGGUCUUGAGAACAUCUUAAAGGUCGGUGAAGUUGAUAAGGAAGCCCAGGGUCCCGGUGGCGUCAACAAAUAUGCUCAGUACAUUGAAGAAGCUGGUGGUAUGGUCAACAUCCACAACUUGCAACAUCACGAGAACUUGGAUAUCUACAAGAAAUGUUUCUACAUUAUGGAUAAAUUCUUCCCCGAUGAGGACGAAGAAGAAGCCGAUGCUGCUGCUCCCUCUGUUGAUGCUUCAGGUCAAUAUGCCUUCCAAUCAGAUGUCGCCGCACCUCAAGGUGGCUUCAACUUUGGCCAGUAA